AUGAUGUGUCAUAUGUAUAUAGGGAGGCAGGUUCAACGUGACAGAUUAUUUCUUAUAUAAAAUUUCCAGUUUUAUUUGAAAUACAUAUUCUCCCGACCCUCAUCCGUGCUAUUCUGCCGAAGAAAGUAUGUCCGUCCCUGUCUGCUGCAAGUGUAAUGAGGAGAUUAAGCCAAGGGCCAUAUGCAGCAUGGGCAAGGCCUACCACCCGCACCAUUUCACGUGCCGGGACUGCCAGAAGGUGAUGGAGCCAAGCCGGUUCUAUGCGGUCAAGGACGAUGUAGUUUGCAGCGAAUGCUACCUGGGUAAUCACGCCUCCAGGUGCUGCGCCUGCAAUGCACCGAUCGUGGACCGCGCCGUCAUGUCCAUGGGACGCAAGUGGCACGAAAAGUGCUUUCGCUGUAUCAGUUGCAGUCAACCCCUGAUGUCAGCGACCUUUUACGAGAUAAACGGCUACCUCUUCUGCAAGCUUCACUUUCAGGAGCUGUUCUCCUCCCGCUGUUCGGGUUGUGGGGAGCCAAUCAUGAAGGAAGCUGUGGUGGCACUGAACACCAAGUGGCAUGCGGCAUGUUUCCGUUGCCGCAACUGACAGCGAAUCAUUGCCACCUGCGAGUUCAGUAUUGAUGAGAGCGGUCGGCCCCUAUGCCUGGAUUGCAGUUCAACGGAAUCCGAAGGUCGAUUAUCCCACAAAACAAUUGCAUAUUAAAAUCUGUAUUUGUGAUGAUUGUUAAAUUGUGUAAAGGGGCUUGAGAAAUUUUCUAUUUUACGAAACAAAAUUAAAGUAAUGUUUGUUGCACAACCCA
Messenger RNA from Drosophila ananassae, 800 nucleotides. Its product is annotated as transforming growth factor beta-1-induced transcript 1 protein. The record is from RefSeq and is a predicted model, not a curated record. Gene Ontology annotation, molecular function: transcription coregulator activity. Gene Ontology annotation, cellular component: nucleus; Z disc. The coding region runs from base 128 to 586 and encodes 152 amino acids. The transcript has a single exon. Lineage: Eukaryota; Metazoa; Arthropoda; Insecta; Diptera; Drosophilidae.